CCCCGCCGAGAAACGUCCAGCGCCCGCCUAAACGCGCGCUAUCCCCUACCGCGUCGUCUUCCCGCGCCUCACCGCCUCCGCCACCCACCCAGCAGGCGGCGAAACCACCCGGGCCGCUCAAGAAACUCCCCCUCGACUUCGAGCCCAAGCUCGCCAUCCCAUGGGCGAAUAACCACGUCCUGGUGUGCAUCAACACUGACUAUGGACCCGGCGAUCCCGCGCUACUCGGCCCCGAACACGUCUACACCUGCGAUGACGGCAAUUGGGGCUGGCAUGAUCCCGGUCGUCAGCCUCAACCUCUCGAUCCCGCGGCGCUGUAUCUCGCCUUCACGCCAACUCCCGACGCAGCCGAUUCCGCCAUGACGCGCUUGCCUCAAUUCCGCGAGCCGCGCAAGGAAGACACAGUCCCCGGCGUCAACAAGAAAGGCCGCGCUCAAGAGAACGUCUUCCUGAGUUGCGACGAGGUGCACAAGGAACGGGAAGAGGAGUUCCGGAGGCUGGAAUACCUCUUGCGCGCUGCUGUCGGGCUGUUCCAUGACGCCAUGGCCAAGACGAAGCACGAUAAGGCAACCGUCCAGCACCGCGUCGCCACGGAGAUCAGGCCUCCCUACGCGGCUGCGAGCAUCAUGAAGCGCUCGUGGGGCACGCUGCACUGGGCAGGGCUCAGAUCGUGGCCCGAUUACAUGGUCUGCGCCCGGACAAAUCAACGUUCCUCCGCCUUCGUGACCGCGUACAUCGACUUUAUGGCCGCCUUUCUCCCGAAAGAGUACGCAAAGUCGCUUCGCCGCCUCAUCCCACGCAGCGCGAAGACGUCUCGACGGGGUGUCAUUGUCAGCGGGGAGCAGAUCAACAUCUACCUGCGAUUCCUCGUCCAUAUCGGUGCCCCCGUUUAUGCGCUCGUCGACCGCGACGAAUACUAUGUGCCUGAUGGGAUCUUGCGCGAUCAUAUGCCCCCUCGCUGUAGUGUUGUACCAUCCGUGCCGUUUUCCGAUAUUCGUCAGAGAGACCUUCCCUUGUCUUGGUAUGCGCCUCAGGGCAUCGACUGGCGCCACAUCGAGCUUAUCGCCUUUCAUGGCAUCUCGAUUCCUGGUAGUGCGAUGCGGAUGUCGGAUAGGAAGGAGGCGGACUUGGCAAGGAUGCAGGGGAAGGCGAAAGGUGCGUGA
Messenger RNA from Peniophora sp. CBMAI 1063, 1163 nucleotides. Lineage: Eukaryota; Fungi; Basidiomycota; Agaricomycetes; Russulales; Peniophoraceae. The record is from the annotation of a GenBank genome assembly.